Messenger RNA from Sus scrofa (pig), 1478 nucleotides. The record is from RefSeq and is a predicted model, not a curated record. NCBI's taxonomy places the organism in Eukaryota, Metazoa, Chordata, Mammalia, Artiodactyla, Suidae.
GUGGGCGGGGUGCUGUUCGGCUGGGCUGGGUCUGCUGGCGGGCGGAACGCGGUGGCGGGGCUGAGGCUGUGCGGCGCCGCCCGGAGCGCUUUGGGCGGCGCACGGGGCGAAGAUGGCGGCGGAGCGACAGGACGCGCUGAGGGAGUUCGUGGCGGUGACGGGCGCGGAGGAGGACCGAGCCCGCUUCUUCCUCGAGUCGGCCGGCUGGGACCUGCAGAUCGCCCUAGCGAGCUUUUAUGAGGAUGGAGGGGAUGAAGACAUUGUGACCAUUUCUCAGGCAACUCCCAGUUCAGUGUCCAGAGGCACAGCCCCCAGUGAUAAUAGGGUGACAUCCUUCAGAGACCUCAUUCAUGACCAAGACGAGGACGAGGAGGAAGAGGAGGGUCAGAGGAGCAGGUUUUAUGCUGGGGGCUCAGAGAGAAGUGGACAGCAGAUUGUUGGCCCUCCCAGGAAGAAAAGUCCCAACGAGCUGGUGGACGAUCUUUUUAAAGGUGCCAAGGAGCAUGGAGCUGUAGCUGUGGAGCGAGUGACCAAGAGCCCUGGAGAGACCAGUAAACCAAGACCAUUCGCAGGGGGUGGCUACCGCCUUGGAGCUGCACCAGAGGAAGAGUCUGCUUAUGUGGCAGGCGAACGGAGACGGCAUUCUGGCCAAGAUGUUCAUGUAGUGUUGAAGCUCUGGAAAAGUGGAUUCAGCCUGGACAAUGGUGAACUCAGAAGCUACCAAGACCCAUCCAAUGCCCAGUUUCUGGAGUCUAUCCGCAGAGGAGAGGUGCCAGCAGAGCUACGAAGGUUAGCUCAUGGUGGGCAGGUGAACUUGGACAUGGAGGAUCAUCGGGACGAGGACUUCGUGAAGCCCAAGGGAGCCUUCAAAGCCUUCACUGGCGAGGGUCAGAAACUGGGCAGCACUGCCCCCCAGGUGUUGAAUACCAGCUCUCCAGCCCAACAAGCAGAAAACGAAGCCAAAGCCAGCUCUUCCAUCUCAAUCGACGAGUCACAGCCUACCACGAACAUCCAAAUACGGCUUGCCGACGGCGGGAGGCUGGUGCAGAAAUUUAACCACAGCCACAGGAUCAGCGACAUCCGACUCUUCAUCGUGGACGCCCGGCCAGCCAUGGCUGCCACCAGCUUUGUCCUCAUGACUACCUUCCCGAACAAAGAGCUGGCCGAUGAGAGCCAGACCCUGAAGGAAGCCAACCUGCUCAACGCCGUCAUCGUGCAGCGGUUAACAUAACCGCCCGGCCCGGCCAGCGGCCUCAUCUCCCUCCUGUGUCUCCCACGGCCAGCUCCCCGUGGAGGCCGCCCCUCCACCCCUUCCCAGGCACCCAGCAGUCCAGUGCCACGUCUCCUCCGUAGCUCUGGGUUCUUAGUUCUCAGUUGGACAUUUGUUUUCUCCUUAGUUGCAUUUCCUGGGUUUUUGUGACGAUCAAUGGACUUUAAAGAAAAAAAUAAAAACAACCAAAAAAACUGAAGGAAUAUCA